Messenger RNA from Opisthorchis viverrini, 408 nucleotides. RefSeq lists its product as hypothetical. NCBI's taxonomy places the organism in Eukaryota, Metazoa, Platyhelminthes, Trematoda, Opisthorchiida, Opisthorchiidae. The coding region runs from base 1 to 408 and encodes 135 amino acids. The transcript has a single exon. The record is from RefSeq and is a predicted model, not a curated record.
AUGACCAAUGGUGUCGCUGGAACUGGUGGUACCGCGGUCGCUCAGCUAGCAAGUCGGCAAGCAGCUGCUGGGAACGUGGCUUCCGGCACUGGUGGUGGUCCUCAGCAUACUGGCUAUGGAGAGAAACAUGCCCAUGGUGCUCACCAGCAAGGCACUCCGUGUCACCGCCAACAUCAUACUCACCAUCAUCACCACCACCAUCGAUCAAGCAAUCAAGUUCAAAGAGGCGUCGAUACACUGGGGCUGGGGACGGUCAUAAGUGUUGGGGGGACAUGGGCACACCAUCUAACCAGCACAGUCAAUGAAUCGAUCCAGGGUGGUAUGUUCCCAGGUCUCGCUGCUGGUCGGACUCUGUCCACAGAACUUCUCGGCUGUCCCGAAAACAUGGCAUUAAAGAUGAAAAACUGA